This is a messenger RNA of Acanthaster planci (crown-of-thorns starfish), 3471 nucleotides long. RefSeq names its product 14-3-3 protein beta/alpha-A-like. The record is from RefSeq and is a predicted model, not a curated record. NCBI's taxonomy places the organism in Eukaryota, Metazoa, Echinodermata, Asteroidea, Valvatida, Acanthasteridae.
UCUUUUCCUUGCUGCAGGAGUUGCUAGAAAAAAUUCUGCUGGUGACGCCAUCGUCCAACACAGAGCAAGACAGUAAAGUAUUUUACCUGAAAAUGAAGGGGGAUUACUACCGGUACCUGGCAGAGGUUGCAAGCGAAAGCUCGAAAGAUGACACGAAGACGAAAUCACAACAUGCCUACCAGACGGCGUUUCAAUUAAGUGAACAACAUUUGCCGUCGACACAUCCAAUCCGUCUGGGACUGGCGCUAAACUUCUCAGUAUUUUUCUAUGAAAUUGUCAACAACCCUUCUGAGGCUUGCACUCUUGCGAAAAAAGCCUUCGAUGAUGCGAUUGCCGAACUGGACAGUUUGAAGGAGGAUUCCUACAAAGACAGCACGCUCAUCAUGCAGUUGUUAAGAGACAAUCUCACGUUGUGGACGUCAGAUGGUAAUGACGAUGACGACCAAGUGGACGCGGACUAACUCUCCAGCUUCAAGUAACUGUAGUGUGUUAGUGCCCACAAACGUUUUUUGCUCAUGCUCAGAACAGUCUCCAGUUUACCUUAAAGCACGACUGAUCAAUAUCAACAGUGUAACUUUCUUUUUUUGUAAAUUUCCUCAGCAGUGUUUCUCAAUUUUCAUCAGAGAAACUGUAUCGCGUGUAUCACCGUAGAUAUGAGCUUGUUUACAUCACAGUGUUGAUCAUCAUAAAAAUGAAGAAAAGAGGAAAAAUUGAAAAAAAAAAAAGGAAAUGCCCAGUUAGCAUUAUCAGGUUCAAAUGAAACAUUUGUUGGAUUUGUUUUUAAGGUGUAGUCAAACGGAUUUACUAAGAAGACAAUCUACACUCCUGUGUCAUUUCUGGCUGUGUUGCAUCAUUUCUUCCUACAAACAUAGCAAAGAUGCCUUUGGCUUCAGUGAAAAUUAGUUGCCUCUCAUGCCUAAAACACUUUAAAGUGUGACUGAGUAACUUUCAGAGAACAGGAGGAAAGAAAAUUUUGGCUAGCAAAUAUCAUAAAAAUCUUUUGAUAUUAGCUGAGAAACCAAUUUCUUCCGUUGUUUAUGAAAACAACACAGGAAAUACACAAGUUGACACUGGCCAAUCAUGGCUCUCUUCACUGGUUCGUCAUCCAAAUGACAGCACUUUCUUUGUCAAUUUUCCAGAUUUCUGGUGUUCAGUGUGUUCUCCCAACUAAAAUAUAAAAAGUACAACUAAAAAAACCUGCCAACAAAAUAAAAAUAGAAAGUAGAAGUGCUUGCCUUGUGAAUGCCUGAGCAGGCAGAAUGGUAUUUACUUAAUUUAAGUCGUAGUGUGUAGUACAUAUUUUACCCAAGCAAAGCCUAACACGACUAAGAUGAAUUGAUAGUGUAGACCGUUUGUCAUGGUUAACAUCUCGCUGUUUGCAAACCAAAGAGCAUAAAAACAUUUUUGAGCUGACAGAUGUCGCCCACAGGAAUGUUUUUGCCCCGUGUUGGUAGCUCAAAGGACCAGUCAGUAACAGUGGUUCUGAGCACUGUGUACUACGCUUGCUUUCAUCGCUAAAUGAUCUGGGUCACUUAAAACAGGCUUAAUAUGUAUUGUAUUAAGACGAAAAUUACAAAAGUGUUAAAACUAUGUAGCCAUACAAAUUGAAAGGAUAUUCUUACUGCUAAAGAUUAUAGUAGUGUUCACGUUCAAUUGGCUUGGUGUUCAUGUAUACUAGUGCUAGAUAUUAGUGACUGACUUGUACUAUUGUAAUAAAUUGUCUUCUAUUAUACUACCUAUCAUUUUUAAGCUACAAAAAGAAAAAAAAAUCAACCAAAUGGUUUGAGCUAAGGCAAGACUGAUAGGUUGCUCGGCCUAACUUUUGUGAUCUGCUUCGUGUUCUGGUUGGCAUGGUGUAUGGAGUUACGGGUGCAACUGUGUAACAUGCUUUGGGAUUCACCCAGGAAGACUACAGUUGCAUGUUCUUUUUCGUCGUUUGUCUUGAUUUCUUUUUUUUUUUAGUGACAUUCGUUUCGGUCGCAUUUUGCUACAUCUUGUGGUCAGUUUUGGAUCCUUAGGUGGUCACUCCUUUUGAUCCAAAUACCAGCUCUUGUGAUAGUUAAUGUGCUGUUUAUAUAUUGUUUGACAGUGAGCAAUUGUUGCUUGAUACCUUCUAAAUCCACAUUUCUGUUUGGAUUUUGUACAACUACCCUGCAGUCAACUUUGAUAGGAGUAGGAUUUUGAUGCCUGUUUGCUUCCAUACUUACCCAUUCCCAUAUCACCUUUCUGUAUCAGUGAUGAACUUGUCCCGGGUACAAAUCCAACCUGCUGAAUUUAACAGUCUAUCAACUUGAUAUACAUGUCUAGUGCUCUUGUUCAUUGUUGAUACAUUGGUCCCCAUUUAAUUGCUACAGACUGUUUAUUAGAAUAAACAAAUGAGUCCUGGUAGGCAGAAUAGAUGUUGACGUCGUUUCUAAAGGUCAUUCAGUUCAUUGGAUCUACCUUGCACAGUAAAUUGUUUCCGUUUUUAAGAAAUUUAGGCAGUAGAUGUUAUAAUGAUGAUACAUUCAUGUUGGAAUUAAAUAAUUUGUUGUAUUUAAAACUAAUUGAUUUGCUGUAAGGACCAGAAGAUUUUUAUUAUACAGAAUGGAGGCUCGAAACAAGAGGGCCUAGAAAGUCUUGUCAAACAACAAGUAAAUUGUGCUAAAAUUUGAAUAAAGCUGAAAUGUUGGUCUUUUCAUUGGCUUUCAGAGAUUGGUGGAAGUCACGUGGUCUGGAAUAUUAUCUAGCAGUGUUUUUUCCCAUCACUGUCUGUAGAAGUAGUUUGGAUGUAACAGUUGGCUUAACAAUGUACAAAUAAAACAUUGAAUCACAUGUGUACCGUAAAGUCACGAGGGAAUAAGCAGUAAUGACGAUACAUGCAUCUUGAAAUAAGGGUAGUGGCAAGAUUAGACUCGACUGUGCUGAUUUUGGAGAACUUCAAUGCCUAAAAUUGUGUGUUUCUCUGAGGAUGACGGUAUUUGUUCUAACAAAAUGUAUACAUGUAUCUUGUUGCUGGCAGAAGGUGUCAUUUUAAUUUGAGACUGUUGCAAGCAACGUUUUGCCGAUUUUCAAACACAUUGCACGUAUGAACUGCUUGGCGUAAGACGGUACCCUUACCAAAUUGUUCCUCGUUAUUGCUUUGAAUGAUUAAAACACCGGUUCCUUAUUUACUUCAAACCCGUUUUAAAAAUGGCCUCAGUGUGACGACAUAGAAAGCUAAAUCCUAGGGUCGUCAUUUCCAAACCGUAUGGUGCAGCAAUUUUCCACCAUUAGAAGUAAAUUUAAGAUUGGUAAAGCAGUGACAAGUCCCGUCUUUUGAUGUUUAUGAAAAUUAAACAUUUGAAGCUUCAUGUUUGGCAUUGGAAUACCUUCAUUAUUGCAUGAAUGUGGAAGCUAUGUAGCUUUCUGGUCUGUAAAUUGUUUCAAUUUGUUCCUUAAGAUCCGUAGAAUGAAUGGACUUAAACGGAUAAAGAAAUUGGUGUAUCCACA